Molecule: messenger RNA, 3193 nt
Organism: Fusarium verticillioides 7600
Lineage: Eukaryota; Fungi; Ascomycota; Sordariomycetes; Hypocreales; Nectriaceae
Exons: 2
Coding region: 1146-1835 (229 amino acids)
Molecular function (GO): acyltransferase activity, transferring groups other than amino-acyl groups
Source: RefSeq, a predicted model, not a curated record
CACUCACACGCGCAUCGCGGGCCCAGAACUGUGAAUGACGGGAUUGAACUAAAGAAGCACUUUUCCCAACCUUUUUACAAGCUGAAUCGCGUACAGAUGCAAGUCCAACAGAGGGACAGGUUCCAAGAAACACCAAAACUUUACCACCUUGUUGACGCACGUGAUCUAACGCUUGUACCUGAGAGACGUUUCUUUGUCAUUGAGUUCAGCUAGCCACAGGAUCGUCCAUAAAGAACGACAAUGAUCUCAUAGUCACUAGACUAUCAACCUCUUUGUGGUCAUGCACUCUCCAAUGAGCACGGCGAUGUCAUAUUUCCCGAACAUAAUUCGCUCGACAAUCUCGUCUAGGGAGCUACUUGACUGACACUGAGAGCUAAACGUGCCUGUGUAGUCUACAGUUCUUAGAAUACGUCGUGGUUCCAACCAUAGAAUCACGCACUGGGUUACAAGUCUCUCAUGCCGUUCUCUAUUCUAGAGGCAGUUACCCGACCCAUCUUCCGUCGAUGUUGCACCGCGAAACGAUAAUUUAACUUAUCAUGGAGCAAAUACCGAGUCAUGCAAGUUGGGCUAAGGAUGCUGGCAAAUGUGCUUCUUGUUGCGAUAAUGGGCCAUUGACUUGGCGAACCGAAAAAGUCCGUGAUAGUCGGGAUGGCCACUCUUGUUGGGGUGGACCAUCCAAUGCAACUAUUAUAGCGCCAUCUACUCCGUACAUUGAAGAUAAUGAUGAGGGUGCACAUCCGUUAACACCUUCAGAGACCUUGGAGGUUGAUCCGACCGACUCGGGUCUUGGGGCCCCCGGAUUAUCCUCAGGGGGGCUCAUUGUCAACUAGAGUCGAAGGUGAUAUGACGCUUGCGAGUUGCUGGGAUGUUUCUUGAGAAUCUCAUUCGAAAUAAUGAAGAUGGAUGUCAAUGUAUAAAUCGUCUUUUCUUCCAGAAGCUCACAUAGAAGUCUCGGGGAUUGCGAUCCUUGCUAGCGUUGCAUAUCUUACGUCUUUGUUAUCCGCUGAAACACCAUACAUGCGCUGCUGACAUCUUAAUAAGCAUACUUUUUGUUUUACACACGACCUUUGUCUUAGAACCAUACAGUGCCCUUCUCUCAGGACUCAUCUGAGCUUUCCGUAUUUGAGGGGUUAAUCAUCUGAAAUAUGGCGAACCAGUUCUUUUUCCGCGACGCUUCUGCAUCAUUCAAUGAUGCUCAGUUCAUCGCUGAUGCAAUGGACUCGACUAUCCCCUAUCUUGUUGCAGCGGGAAACGCUGGCCAAUGGGGAACUGAGCCUCUUUCUAGAAAGGAAUCAUUCACGCAGAAAAUGUAUGAUGCUGUCUCAAAGUCGGAGCAGUUCUGUAGAACGGGAACUGGUGAUCCCGAGAGAAUAUUUAUUGCCGAGGUUGAAGACAAACAGACAGACUCUGAAUCCACUGCAAACGGAAACCUUUCCCGUCGUGUGGACGAGAAUGGAAAAUCCUUUGUGUCUGUUGGCUUCGUCAAGAUUGUUGAAAAACAGUUCGUGGGCUAUCUGAAAGAGUCCGAGACUUUGAAAGCCCAGGUUGAACCUGCGUUGAAUAAGGGCAAGUUUAUCUUCCUCCAAUACCUCGUCACUGAUCACCGAGUUGGUGAUAGACGUCGCGGAGCUGGGGCUGCUCUCCUUCAGAAAGUCAAGGAUUAUACUCUUGAGCGUGGUUGGAAGACGAUCUGGCUUGAUUGCUGGGAUGGGGGUAAUGGGCAAUUGGUGCAGUACUACGUUGAUCAAGGAUUUCAUAUCAUGGGGAGCUUUAGGGAUGAUGAUGACGAUGGAUCUUCAUGGAAUGGCAAACUUUUUCGCAUGGACUUGCCCUAGAAACUGCUACCGAAGCAAGCGCCGUGUCACCGAUACUGCUAUCUCUGUGUACAUUCACUUCUCCAGAGGAGCUGUAUCAGCGAAGCAGCCAAAGAAGGGGUCCCGCCCUCCAACGACCCCGGCCUCAACAGCCAAUUUCCUCAACUCUUGAUUCUCCUCCUUACUCAGCGUCACCUUUGCUGCUCCCACGUUCUCUUCGAGAUACUUGAUGUUCUUCGUGCCAGGAAUGACAAACAUGUUGGGGCUCUGCUCCAAGAUCCAAGCCAGGACCAGCUGCGAGGAUGUAAAUCCCUUCUUCUUGGCCAACUCAUUGAACUGGUCCACAAUCGUCAAGUUCUUUUUGAAGUUGUCACCCUGGAACCGCGUCAGGUUUCUCCGGGUAUCUGUCUCUUCGAAGUCAUCGACAGAGCGGAAACGGCCAGUCAAGAUACCACGACCAAGGGGUGAGUAGGCAAACACCGCCACCUCUAGCUCUUCGCAAGCCUUGAGAAGGUUUGUUCCUGAAGCCCCUUCGAUGUCGAGUGUCCAGGGGUUGUACUCGACUUGUACUGCUGAGAUGGGAUGGAUGGCGUGGGCUCGGCGGAGAGUGGUAGACGAGAUCUCUGAGAGGCCCAAGUACUUGACCUUUCCCUCACUAUGUGUGUGUGAGUCCUGCUUAGCUUAUUUCUGGGUGGAAUGACUUACUCGACCAAUUGCUUCAUGGCUUCCACAGUCUUCUCAAUAGGCACAUCCUCUUUUGCACGAUGCAUGUAGUACAGAUCAAUGUGCUCAACACCAAGCCUCUUCAAGCUGCUCUCAAUACUCUUCCUCACAUGCUCAGGCGACGAAUCAGUAACGAUCCCUUUCUCACCCCCCUUCAGCCCAAAUUUGGUCGCAAGGAAGAUAUCCUGACGCCGUUCGGGGUGAAGCUUGAACCAUUUGCCUAUGACAUCUUCACUGUCGCCGUAGAUGUCAGCUGUGUCCCAAUUGGUACAGCCAAGUUCCCAUGCACGUUCGAGGAGUUUGAGGCGUUCUUCAUCAGAUCUGGGGAUAUUAGUGAGAUUCAGCAAUUGGAGAUGUGAUUCGUACGUGGCUGCUCCGUAUCCGACGCUGAUUCCCAUAAGACCAAGACCAAUAGAUGGGAUCUUGGGGCCACCCUUGGUGAGCUGUCGAAGAGGGAGUUGGGCUGGAGGAGCCAUGAUGUAGUCGACUUCUCAGAAAUGGAGUUUGAGCAGUUGGGGGAGAUGUUGGUUGGAUGCAAGUGGCCUGGUGUUUAAUUUACCAAAGAGAUAUGUUCAUGAAGACAGAGAAACUCUCUUCCUUUUAUACAUUUCCAACGCCUCCUCAUCAUUAUAUUGACUCGUCCUAUCCUAGUCCAG